AUGAAGAGGGUCGUAGCAGAAGAGGUGUGGGAUGUCAUAUCAAGACAAACAAAUACAACAACUGUCGCGGAUGGCGAUGUUGCAAACCUUAAAACUAACAUACUGGUUAAGUCACUUGUUGAUGACGUCAGGAAUAGUAAACAGAUCUGUGACAUGUGUGACGAGCAUUCAAGAGCUGCACACUUCUGUUGCGAUUGUGGUAAGAAUUUGUGUAACGCAUGUCUGCAAGCUCAUAACAACUGGAACCCUAAUCUAAAACACAAAGUAGUGAGUGUUGAGGACAUCAGGGAGGGUAGGGUAGUCUUAGAGAAGAAGGUUUACUGUCGAGAAAAGAUACAUACAACUGAGAAGUAUGAAUGCACUGAUGUAUGCACGACAUGUAAGAAGCUCAUUUGUAUGAGAUGUCGCAUGCUCUACCACACCCCGGAGAAAGGCCAUUGUGUUAAAGAUGCCAUGGAGUACACCGCCUCUAUCAAAGAAAGAGUUGAGACCCUACAGUCACGUGGUAAAGCUAAAACUAAAACAGUAAAGAAUCAUAUGACUUGUAUUGAUCAUCAAAUCAAACGCGUCAAAUAUCACAUUGAUGGGGAAAAGGCAAAAAACAACAGGAUUUGCGGAGAAGCUAUCAAUAAAAUAACAGAGAGGAAUGCUACCUUGAAGAAGCAACUCGAUGAUCAGAAAGAAAAAUUAGUUAGGAGUUUAAAUAAUAUGAAAAUUGAUGAUCAAAGGUUAGUUAAGAGUAUUGAGAGUGCGAGUGAUUUGUUGAGUAAUAGUUUGAAAGGCCGAAUAGAAGGAGAUGCUGCAGCAAUUUGUGAUUCAUUGUCUUUUGAAUUGAGUAAUGUAUUAGAUAGGGAUAAUCCAAAGAAGAUGGUUGCUAUUGAUGUCGGCGAUCAUGCAGAGGAACUGACGUUUACACCAAGCUGCGAUCCUGAUACAUUAUCAAUGGGGGAACUGAGGUUUGUGAAAUGCAAGCCGAAAUGCAACGUACUACUCUCAAAGAAGGACGCUAUGAAUGGCAUAGCUGCUACCAAUGAUGGUAUGUUAGCAGUUGGUUAUUGCGAAGGGGGAAUCUAUGUCUUCUCUCCUAAUUGUCAGCUUCAGGGGGCAGUGAUCAAAGACGUAUGGAUCGUGGACGUAGGAUUCCUUUCUGAUGGUUGUUAUGCUGUACGCGAUAGAUAUAAUAAGAUGUCACUGUACGCAUCAGAUGAAGAGAGACAGGAUGUGACAUUCGAUACUCUUGGUAAGACUGAAGGUGGGACAGGGGGUCUCACUGUAGACAGCAAUGAUCUGAUCUAUGUUAGCUACAGGAAAGCUGAGAAGAUCCAGGUAUUCUCACCGACAGGUGGCAAGGCUAUGAGGGUGAUACCAUGCGAUGGGUAUGAACCAAAGCAAAUCACAAGUUAUGGCGAUUCAUUGAUCGUUAAGCAGGAUGACAGUCAGAUAGCACGUAUUAAUAAAAAGGGUGUUAUAAUGUAUCAAUUAUUACGUAAACCUCUGGAAAUUCGCCUCUUUGCCGCUGUUAGUAAGGACAAUACAAUUUUGAUUUCUUCCGUAAGAUACGAGGAAGGUCUGCUCAAUAUCGAUGAGUAUACCGGUGAGCUCAAACACAUUAGGAGUCUUAUAUCGGAUUACAAGAUUGAGAAACCUGAUAGGCAUUGGUAUUACCUUCAACAGUUUCAAUCAGGAGAGAUUGCUUUCUGUACACCUGAUAGGCUCUAUGUAUUCAACCUAGUUACUAGUAAAGUUACCUCGUAAGAAUAUUAUGUUUCGACCUUCAAGAGCCAACUAAUUUCCUACUUUACAAAUUCUUAAAUUCACCAGUUUCAAUGUUAAUCUUUGUAUAUAUGUUUCAUUAAUGUCAAGAAAUUUAAUUCAUUCCAUUCGAUAAAAAAUAAUGUAAACAA
Molecule: messenger RNA, 1904 nt
Organism: Lytechinus variegatus (green sea urchin)
Lineage: Eukaryota; Metazoa; Echinodermata; Echinoidea; Temnopleuroida; Toxopneustidae
Exons: 2
Coding region: 1-1755 (584 amino acids)
Biological process (GO): positive regulation of DNA-templated transcription
Cellular component (GO): nucleoplasm; chromatin
Molecular function (GO): zinc ion binding; ubiquitin-protein transferase activity
Source: RefSeq, a predicted model, not a curated record